AACGUUCAUUCUUAAUCUCUCUCUAAGAAAACGUAUAAUCGAGUUAAAUUCUUUGAGAAAAGAAAAUACACUCUCUGCGAAUUUAGCCACAGAGUCAAGCUUCCUGAUAUAUAUUGCCUUCUUGCAUAGCAUAAUACUAGAGUGAGAAGGGUCUUCCAUUAAAAGAAUCAGAUUUUCUCAUUUUGUGCGUUAUGGUUCUGAACAUUCUGGAUUCUCUGAAGAAUGUGAAGAUGGUAUUUGGGCAAGUGGUUAUUGGGCCGCCAGGUUCAGGCAAAACAACUUAUUGCAAUGGCAUGUCACAGUUCCUCAAACUUAUUGGGAGGAAAGUUGCUGUGAUAAAUUUGGAUCCUGCAAAUGAUGCUUUGCCAUAUGAAUGUGCUGUUAACAUCGAGGAUCUUGUGAAACUCAGUGAUGUAAUGGUUGAGAAAUCACUUGGUCCCAAUGGAGGUCUUGUUUAUUGCAUGGAUUACUUGGAGAAGAACAUAGACUGGUUGGAGUCCAGAUUGAAACCUCUUAUUGCUGAUCAUUACCUUCUUUUUGAUUUCCCUGGGCAAGUGGAACUGUUCUUUCUUCAUUCAAAUGCUAAGAAAGUCAUCAUGAAACUCAUUAAGUCUUUGGAUCUCAGGUUGACUGCAGUUCACUUGGUUGAUGCUCAUCUUUGCAGUGACUCUGGGAAAUAUGUGAGCGCAUUACUUCUCUCUUUGACAACCAUGUUGCAUUUGGAACUCCCCCAUAUCAAUGUCCUCUCAAAAAUAGAUCUCAUCGAGAGCUAUGGCAAACUAGCCUACAACCUGGAGUUUUAUACAGAUGUGCAGGACUUGUCUUAUUUGCAAUACCACCUUGAUCAAGAUCCACGCUCUGCCAAGUACAGGAAACUCACCAAAGAGCUAUGCGAGGUUAUUGAAGAUUAUGGUCUGGUCAAUUUCACCACACUGGAUAUUCAGGACAAAGAGAGUGUUGGAAAUCUCGUAAAGUUGAUAGACAAGAGCAAUGGGUAUAUUUUUGCCGGCAUUGAAGGGAGUGCCGUUGAGUUCAGCAAAAUCGCAGCUGGCCCUUUGGAUUGGGAUUACUACAGAACAGCAGCUGUGCAAGAGAAGUUCAUCGAGGAUGAUGACAAUUUUGAGAACUUACCAGGGAAGAGUUGAUAGAAUUCAUCGGGACUGCAUUAGCAGAGUUAGUCUACUCCCUUUCCUGUAUAACUAUUUUGAUUAGUUCCCCUUCUUGGUGGCAUCUUGGCAUGACAAACUUUUGGAGUUCUUUGAAGCCUAGGAAAUGCUAUUCGUGUUCUUCAUGAUAGAAGCUGCUCCUAUAAAGUUUGCUGUCGAGGAUCUUUUAUGAUCUAUAUUGAGGUUUCAUGUAAACCAAAUUAUGUUUCAGGAAGAAUGAGAGUGCAUUCAGCACAUAUCAAGAUAUAUAACUGAACAAUAUGUGAUUUUGUUAGAAAGAAAUCAAUAUAUAGGCUUUGUUAGCAUUUGAUGGAA
Molecule: messenger RNA, 1481 nt
Organism: Amborella trichopoda
Lineage: Eukaryota; Viridiplantae; Streptophyta; Magnoliopsida; Amborellales; Amborellaceae
Gene: QQT1
Product: P-loop containing nucleoside triphosphate hydrolases superfamily protein
Cellular component (GO): cytoplasm
Molecular function (GO): GTPase activity
Source: RefSeq, a predicted model, not a curated record